CAUUCCUAGUUGCCAUCACCACCUUGAGCCCCCCCCCACCAGCCUAGAUUGCCCACAUGCCUCUUUACAUCUCUAUAUAUUCACUCCUCAUCUGUAAAUUGAAUCCAACAAAACCACAGCUUUAAAUACACAGACAUGGCGAGUAAGUCUCCCGUAUUCCCAAUGCCAGAGUCCCAUCACUUCAGCGACUAUGGCUUUGACCCACAAAUCGACUACUUUCAGUUCUUGGAGGAAGCAAGGAACCACCAGCGUGAGACAACUAUAGACUCUUUGCAUUUCAAGCUCCAGAAACCCAUCACCAAAGAUGAUUCUAGCAGAAAGACCCACAACACCAAGAAGAAGCACUGGUGGAGAAAAGCCUUCUUAUUUUUCAAAUGGAGGUGGAUCCACAGUCACCAUAAUAAUGAUCUUGCAGAUGAAGAAGAUGUCCAUGAAGCUAGAGCUCGAGCAUUCAGGGCAUCAGUAUCUGGUCCUGUGUACAUAACUGAAAGCAGAAGUGGUUCAAGUACUCCAUACAGGACCGUUAACCGCCCAUCACCUGGUACGCUCGCCGGUAAUCUGACGGCAGCAAGAAAGGGUGAUUUGGAGAUACCCUAUUUGAGUCUGAGGGAGCUUAACAUGGAGCAGCAGCAGCAGAGGAUGUCCACUUCUGCUUUGCCAGUAUAUUUGGUCACUUAAUUGAGAUGUUUAAGUUUUCAUUUUUUUUUUUUUGGCUUUGUGCAGUUACUGUUUCAGGAUCUUACUGACUAGCUUGUAACUACACAGUUGUUGUUUGCUAGAUGAUGAUGGCUGUGGGUUUUGCUUUGGGAAAGGUAUCCAUUAUUAUUAUUUUCUUGGGCUUUCCCACUCUUUUCCAGAUUUUCCGAAGUGCAAACUGCAAAAGGUGUUUGUUGCUUUUGGAGGAUUGUUGGAUUGGAUUAUUGAUUUCUGCAACUAAUAGACUACUCAGUAACUCGGUGGUUUAAC
Messenger RNA from Manihot esculenta (cassava), 966 nucleotides. RefSeq lists its product as uncharacterized. Lineage: Eukaryota; Viridiplantae; Streptophyta; Magnoliopsida; Malpighiales; Euphorbiaceae. The coding region runs from base 136 to 678 and encodes 180 amino acids. The record is from RefSeq and is a predicted model, not a curated record. The transcript has 2 exons.